CUAGAUUCAAAGUAAACACAACAGAAUAAUGCCCACAGUGCAGGUGUGUCUGCAAUGGACGGCAGUGGUUUUCAAUACAUUUACUUUGAUAAUCGGUAGUCUGGCCGCUUUGGCUGGUGCCUAUGAGUUGCUCUACAAAUUGGAGGAGGGCUCUGCGGAGCACAUUGAUAUUGAUAAGCUGGUGCAAUUGGUGAUAGCGGGUACACUCAUUCUGGCAGCCAUCAUUGGCUGCUUGGGCGCCUUUCUGGGAUCUAUCAAAGUGCUGGUUGUGCACUUGGCAAUUUUGGGCUUGUUGAUAACGGCUCACACCUGGAAACUGUCCAACUACAAUGAGACAAAGCAAUUGGAUGCCACCGAAGUGUUUGUUAUGGGCAUUUGGAUGAAGGAGCUGAUUCAUCCCGGUGCCAUGUAUCAGCUGCAGCGUAGGUAUGAAUGCUGCGGUGAUAAAGGUUACUCGGACUACACAAGCCUAAAGAUGAGAAUACCACCGAGCUGUUUCCACACCGUGGAGGGUGUCCAUGCCUUGUAUCCCUAUUCCGAUGGCUGCAUGACGGCUGUCAAGCGGGAACACCUCAACAUUUAUCGUUUGGAAAAGUGGGCACACAUUGGACUCAUCAGCUAUGAGAUGGUGGGCAUCAUUUUGGCCAUAACGCUGAGUUGUCAGCUUACCACCAAAACACGACGCUAUACCUACUAAAACUUAGUAUUUUACUAUGCAUUUGACAUACAAUAAACUACAUAUAUUUAUAACGUUGA
This is a messenger RNA of Drosophila innubila, 756 nucleotides long. Its product is annotated as protein late bloomer. The record is from RefSeq and is a predicted model, not a curated record. Gene Ontology annotation, cellular component: membrane. NCBI's taxonomy places the organism in Eukaryota, Metazoa, Arthropoda, Insecta, Diptera, Drosophilidae. The coding region runs from base 29 to 697 and encodes 222 amino acids. The transcript has 5 exons.